Dendrobium catenatum is the source of this 2807-nucleotide messenger RNA. RefSeq lists its product as uncharacterized. Bases 296 to 2452 code for a protein of 718 amino acids. Lineage: Eukaryota; Viridiplantae; Streptophyta; Magnoliopsida; Asparagales; Orchidaceae. The record is from RefSeq and is a predicted model, not a curated record. The transcript has 4 exons.
ACGACCGAGCUUUCAGAGAUCACCAAACUCUCAAUCUCUCUCUCACCCUCCCUCUCUCUCUCUCUCUCUCUCUCUUUCUCUCUAGCCCUACGAAUUGUCUCUUUAUAUAUCCAUAUAAUAAUCACUCGUAUUUCUAGUUUCCUCGUACAUUUGUCGAUCCCCCUUUCCGAUCCAACUGGCGAUUGAUCCUCACCGGCGUUUACCGGCACCGGAAAAGUACCUGGGGAAGCCGCAAAGAAAAUGCAGUAGGUUUUUUGGGGUUAUAAACGUGGGACCGACACAGUAUAAGGCCGAAAUGGUGGCCAGAUUGAUGCGGUGGCCGUGGCCGACGGGUUCGUCUAAGAAGUUCGCAGUGAGGCUUAUUUUAAGGGGAAUCGAUGGGUUCCCGGUGGAUAAAGAAUUAGGGGCGGAGACAAGGAUGAAAGCGGAGGUGAGAUGGAAGGGGAAGACAAGGGCACUGCGGUCGCUGAGGUCGAUGAAGAGGAACUGCACAAGAGAGGACGUGAUGAAUGGGGAUGGAGGGAAGGUGGAGUGGAACGAGGAGUUUGAGAGCGAGGUUGUGCUCACUGCGCAAAGGGAGAACGGUUUCAAUCCGUGGGAGAUCGAGAUCGCCGUCUUCUGUGGUCUGCAGCCAGGUAAUAAGAACAAAACAAUCGUGGUUGGAAUGACUUCAUUGAAUCUUGCUGAAUAUGCUUCUGCCCCUGGCGAAGAGUUCGAGCUAAAUCUUCCAUUGCUGCUGUGUGGUAGUGCUGAGUCUUGCCCAAUAAUUCAAUUGUCUUUGAGAUUGUUUGAGUUAAGACCUUUCCCGCAACAAAAGGAGGCAGUGCAGAAACCCGCAACUUCUCCAUCUUCCCUGGGAGAUAAAGAUGAACUUUCUUCUCUGAAAGCUGGAUUUCGAAGAGUAUUUAGAGAGUUUAUGCCUGGUAGGAAGUUCAGAAAGACACUCCGUGGCGACGGAAGUAGUGAUGGCAAGUCCUCUGUUAGGACUGAGGAUAGUUAUUAUGCUGAUACUGAUUCCAUGGAAGAUGAUGAACGUGAUGAAGAAAUUGAAUAUUGCAAAGAUAAUAGUACUACUCGAAAAUCUUUCUGUUAUGGUACAUUGGCAGCUGCAAAUAUGUUAGGUGUUACCAUUUAUAAUGAUAUAAAAAUGAAUGAUGAGCAUGAAGAUUUAAUUUACUACAGUCACAGAAGAUCCGAUGUUGAUUGUUCUCAUGUUGAGGAGGCUAUACCGUCCAUUCCCGAGAAAUCUCCUAAGCGAAGCAUCCUUCCCUGGAAAAAGAGAAAGUAUAGUUUUAGAUCUCCUAAAGCGAAAGGUGAACCUUUGUUGAAGAAAGCUUAUGGAGAAGAGGGAGGGGAUGACAUUGACUAUGACCGUCGUCUGCUUACUUCUUCUGAUGAAUCUUUAUCUGGAAAGAAGUCUGAUGAUGAUGGGUCUGCUCAUCAUUCAUCAAUAUCAGAUUUUGGAGAUGACAAUUUUGCUGUUGGCAGUUGGGAUUCAAAAGAAAUCAUUAGCCGUUGUGGACAGAUGAAGCUCUCCACUCAGGUCUUUUUUGCAUCCAUAGACCAGAGGAGUGAAAGAGCCGCUGGUCAGAGUGCAUGCACAGCACUAGUUGCUGUUAUAGCUGACUGGUUCCAAUCUAAUCAGAAUAUAAUGCCCGUCAAGUCUCAGUUAGACAGUCUCAUUCGUGAAGGUUCCUUUGAGUGGAGGAACUUAUGCAAAAACCAAACAUAUAGAGAACAGUUUCCUGACAAGCAUUUCGACCUUGAGACAAUUCUCCAGGCAAAGAUCCGCCCCCUAUCCGUUGUGUCUGGUAAGUCCUUCAUUGGAUUUUUUCGCCCCGAUCUUUGUGAGGAUAACAGAGGCUUUGAGUUCCUCCAUGGAGCCAUGUCCUUCGACAGCAUUUGGGAAGAGAUCAGUCAGGUCAGGUCUGAUUGCGUCUUCAUUGUUAGUUGGAAUGAUCACUUCUUUGUACUUAAGGUUGAGCGAGAUGCCUAUUACAUCAUAGACACACUUGGAGAGAGGCUCUAUGAGGGUUGCGAGCAGGCUUACAUAUUGAAGUUUGAUAAGAGCACAACCAUUCAUAAAUUACCAAGCAAAAAGGAAAUCAGUGCAAAUGGGAAGGAGGGGAGUUCUUGUGGAGAAGAAAGUGAAUGUGACAGACCUGAGGAGGAGCAGCAGCUUGUUUGUAAUGGAAAAGAAUCAUGUAAGGAAUACAUAAAGAGCUUCCUGGCUGCAAUUCCUAUCAGGGAGCUCCAGGCUGAUGCGAAGAAGGGAUUAAUGGCCUCUACUCCACUUCACCAACGCCUUCAGAUUGAGUUCCACUACACUGAGGCAUCAAAGGAUUUAUCGAACUUCGUUGCUUUUCCACCAUUACAGUCUACAGGAUCAAAUUCACUGAUCUCUUGGCCUGCAUAUCCAUCACCAUCUACAGAACAAACCCUCACUGUAUAGAACCCAACUGAUGUGAUUAUUAGCUGUUGAAGUCUCUUUUUAGCUUUUUCUUUGCAUAGAUGAAGUCCUAACUGCUACUGACUAAGGUGAGCCAUGCGGCAACCUUCUUAAUAGGGGGACUGUAUGGGUAAAAGCUAAAGAGAGCGGCCCAUAUCUUAGUUUCCAACUUACCUGAUGCUAACUGUAACACUUUUUUUUUCUUACAAAGCUGCAACUCUCUCUUUUCCUCUUGAUUUUGUAGUCAAAGUUGUCUUUAGUUUACUUCAUCAGUUUUCGGCUGGAAGAAUAACUACUGAUCUUAAUCACUGUCUAAUGUAUUCUUUUGGACUUUCUCAAAGUUAUAAAACAACCAUUU